This is a messenger RNA of Zea mays, 1475 nucleotides long. RefSeq lists its product as uncharacterized. The transcript is spliced from 5 exons. The record is from RefSeq and is a predicted model, not a curated record. The coding region runs from base 496 to 1137 and encodes 213 amino acids. Lineage: Eukaryota; Viridiplantae; Streptophyta; Magnoliopsida; Poales; Poaceae.
UGGUUGCCAAAGCCAGAGACGGAGACGGAGAGGGGCCUAGAGCCCAUCUCGCGUCGAACAAUGGGAAAGAACUCCUUCCUUCACAGUUCACGCGGACGGAUAUCUCGUCUCGGUCAGUUCGCUUCGUGAGUUAUCUUUAUCUCCUCUCGAUCGAUCGCUUCCUCCAUCGAGGCGGUAAAGCGCCGCCCAGAUCGCCGGAAGCAAGCGGCGACCUCACCAGCUCCGAGCAGCAGCAGGUACGAGUCUAUACUCCACUUCCUCUCCGUCUCACCCCGACUGGCGAUUUCUUGCAUAGGGCUUGCGGCCCCGGUCAGAUCUUGCUCCGGCACUCGCUGCCAGCCUGAUCGGAGCCUGGAGUCGCAGGGUGGGAGCGGACUCCAUUCAACGGAAUCUUCCCCUAUGGUGGCUGCUGCUGUGCGUUACCGGCCAGCCGCGUGCCCAGUUUACUCCCGUCCGGGAGGCUCGUGGAACCAUUAGUCGUUUUCUGGCAGCGGCAUGGAGGGGCUGAGCUGGAGAACGGUGUGUUGUUUAUCGGUGCUCUGUGCCGUGCUGUUCUUGCGCCCGGCCGAGGGCAUCCGCUUCGUGAUCGAUAGGGAAGAGUGCUUCUCGCAUAACGUGGAAUACGAGGGGGAUACUGUCCAUGUAUCCUUCGUCGUCAUCAAGGCUGACACCCCGUGGCAUUACAGCGAGGAGGGCGUCGAUCUUGUGGUUAAGGAUCCUAAUGGCGCUCAAGUCCGUGAUUCCCGAGAUAAGACUAGUGACAAGUUUGAGUUCAUAGUUCAGAAGAGAGGCGUCCAUCGCUUCUGCUUCACGAACAAAUCCCCAUAUCACGAAACGAUAGACUUCGAUGUUCAUGUUGGCCAUUUUUCAUAUUUCGAGCAGCAUGCCAAAGAUGAGCAUUUUGCACCACUUUUUGAGCAAAUAGGCAAGUUGGAUGAGGCACUUUACAAUAUUCAGUUCGAACAGCACUGGCUAGAGGCCCAGACUGACCGUCAAGCAAUAUUGAACGAGAACAUGAGCAGGAGGGCAGUCCAUAAGGCGCUCUUCGAGUCAGCGGCGCUGAUCGCCGCCAGCGUCAUCCAAGUCUACCUCCUGCGCCGGCUCUUCGAGCGCAAGCUGGGGACGUCUCGGGUUUAAGGCAACAGUAGCCAACUUGCCCUUCGCAGCCACCAUGAUCACACCGACAUAACCGUUACGAAUUCGAAUGGUUGCUAGAUCAGCUAAAUACCACAUGUUUGUGGACUUCAGUUACAUGUAAUAUUUUUUUUGUGAUUCCACAGAUGAGAACUCUUCAAAGUUUAAACCGUCGAUUUAGCCUUCAUUCUGCCUCAGCAUUUUAUCGCCUUGUUUCUGUAGUAGCAACCAGUAACAACAAGGUUGCCUGUAGUCUGUACAAGAUAGUAGAGGUUUUUUUUUCUGUGCUGGUUGUACGACACAACUGUGAAUGACUUGCCGUAGACGGAUACUAUACUGUA